ACCGAGUUUCCCUCUAGCCCCGAGCGGGGAGCAGCUCUCAGUACUGAGUGAGGCACCGAACACUUGAGCUAUUUCAGCCACAUGCAAAGCAUCGGAAUUGAGAUCACAGCUCAAAGGACACCAGGCGUCCCUUCCACCUUCUGAGGAGCCUUGUAUUCUUGCAUCUGGCUGCUUGGGACUUUCCUUAGGCAGUAAACAAAUACAUAAAGCAGGGAUAAGACCCCGUGAAUAUGUCGAAACAGCCGGUUUCCAAUGUCAGAGCCAUCCAGGCAAAUAUCAACAUCCCCAUGGGAGCCUUUCGGCCGGGAGCUGGGCAACCCCCCAGAAGAAAAGAGUGUACUCCAGAAAUGGAGGAGGGUGCUCCUCCCACCUCGGAUGAGGAGAAGAAGCCAAUUCCAGGAGUGAAGAAAUUUCCAGGACCUGCGGUCAACCUAUCAGAGAUCCAGAAUAUUAAAAGUGAACUGAAGUAUGUCCCCAAAGCUGAGCAGUAGUUGAAAGAAGGUUUGAUGUGAAAAAUUGAAGAGAAAGACAAUGGAUUCAAAUGAAAAUAGCUCAUGAAAAGAUUUUAUAUAUUUGUAUGAAGAUUAUGAACCUCCUGAAUGCCUGAGACUCUAGCAGAAACGUCUUCUUUGUACAUUUAUAUCUCUUCCUUCUAGUUGGCUGCACUUCUUACUUUAUCUUCAUGUUUGGCACCUUGCAGAACAAAUCAGCUCAAGAAUUCACAACUGGAUGGUGUGGUUUUGAGGAAGAGCAGGAUUUACUGAGAGGGAUAGGGCAAUAUGAAUAACAAUGAUUUCCAUUGGAAGUUCUCUAAACUACUUCACACACUAUUUUGGUCAGUUUGGGGAAUGUAUUUUAGUUCUUCACGUCCUCAAUUAUAUCAAUAAACUUUUUAUGAGUUCAAA
This is a messenger RNA of Acinonyx jubatus (cheetah), 905 nucleotides long. RefSeq names its product small muscle protein X-linked (gene SMPX). The record is from RefSeq and is a predicted model, not a curated record. Gene Ontology annotation, cellular component: muscle tendon junction; costamere; M band. The transcript has 5 exons. Bases 231 to 491 code for a protein of 86 amino acids. Lineage: Eukaryota; Metazoa; Chordata; Mammalia; Carnivora; Felidae.